CUUUGACUUUUUUUAUUGCCUAAAAUGAUAGCAAGUGUCAGAGUCGAGAGUAAAUUUUUAUAUUCACUUAAAAUCAUUUUCGGAGUUACAGGGAUAAUAAAAUCAAUCACAGUUAGGAUGAUUUUUUUUGGAUACUGAAAAAGUUACUUGUUGAUGGUGUUUUUUUUAUAUGAAAAUGGAAUUGGAGUCUCAACUAUUAAAUAAUAACUUGAACAUCUUUUCAAACAAUAUGUUUUAUGAUAUUAUUUCUCAAACUUCAUAUCCUAUCAACCAUUAUAAAAAUAAUGAGAAAGAUAAAACGGACCUUUUGAACACCAAAGUUAUCAGUCAGAAUGUAGCAGUAGUUGGCUUCCCAGUUAGUGUGAUGCCUCCUCCUCCCCACAAAAUGGUCAAUUACAAUAAAAAUGAAAUUGAGAGGUACCGGCCUAAAUAUUCACCACCAAGGCAACGAGACAAUUACAGGCCUGUAUCUCCCAAGGGAUAUGAUAGUGAUGAAAGUUGUACUUCCUAUUCUUCAAGAGAGACUCCUCCAGGAACGAGGGUUAAAUAUAAUUCAAGAAGUGGAUCUAAUAAUAUUAACAGGUUAGAUGAGCAAACUAUGGUUUUUGGCAAAUACAGCCAUAGUACUCCCAACGUGUGUCAGCAUUCCAACAUACAGUAUCAAAUUAAUAUACAGCACAAUACAAAUAGUAAUGGUCAUUACAACAAAAAUAGAUAUUACACAAACAGAAAUAAUUCAAACAACAAUAAUAAUUCGAAUAAUAAUAAUAAUAAUGCUCGACACAAACAUGGCGUUUAUUACAAAAAUAGUAUGGAUAAUAUGAUAAAACGGGCUCAUGGUUUGGUUGAAAGAUUUAAAUCCAGAGCGGAAAUGAUGAAGAUUGAACCUGAUCCUCCUGGAUUGACCUUAGGGGGCCCAUGGGACCAACUGAAUCGAGAUAUCUGGAAUAUUUAUAGUAGCAAAGCUCAGAAGGAAAUCACUUAUGAAUGCAAAAUUAACUCUUGGAAAAAUAUUUUUUUAUACAUUAGAAAAUGUUUAAGUAGUUAUGGUUUGUUCAUGGUGGGUUCAACCAUGUCUGGUUUUGGAUUAGAGAGUAGCGAUAUCGAUAUGUGUUUAUUGACAAAGCCAUUCACAAAUGAUCCUCGUUUAGACUCUUUGCACCAUCUGAAUGCUAUCAGGCAUUUGUUAGUCAAAAAUGAAUUGACAGAUGACCCAGAACUAAUUCUAGCUAAAGUACCAAUCCUAAAAUUUAAAGACAAAGAAACAGGAUUCGAAAUUGAUUUAAACUGUAACAAUUCUGUCGGUAUAAGAAAUACACAUCUGCUUUAUAGUUACUCUCGUCUGGAUUGGAGGGUACGCCCCCUAGUGAUAAUUGUCAAAAUAUGGGCACAAGUCAAUAAUAUAAAUGAUGCUAAGAAUAUGACAGUAUCGAGUUAUUCAUGGACGCUCAUGGUUAUACAUUAUUUACAAUGUGGUGUAGUUCCACCAGUCCUUCCCUGUCUUCACGGUCUGAUGCCAGAAAAAUUUAAUUCAAUAGGUGAAAAUCACACCAUGGACGUCCAAGAAGAACUUCCUUCAAUCCAAGACUUCAGAUCAGACAAUGCUCUAACCUUAGCCGAGUUACUUAUCGGGUUUUUCCAAUACUAUGACUCCUACGACUUCAACCACUACGCUAUUUCGGUAAGGGCGGGAUCUAGCUUGCCGAUUGAGGAAUGCAGGUUCAUGAAAGCUCCUAAAAAUGAUCCUCAUCAAUGGAAAUAUUUAUGUAUUGAAGAACCAUUUGAUUACACUAACACAGCUCGAUCGGUAUUUGAUUUGGAAUCGUUUAGGCAUAUUAAAAAUAUAAUUUCUGCCUCAUAUGAACAGCUGUCUUGCGCGAAAAUGUUGUCCAGUAUCCUGCCACUGAAUGGCAAGCAAGGAGUUAGAUGAUAUAUUGCCAAUUUCGAUAAGGACAGCUAUUUUUAGAGAUCUGUUCUUGCCUUAAUUUUUUUCUCAAAUAAGUUCUUAAUAACAGGGUAGCUUGUAGCUUCACAAUUUUGAUAAACAAUAUAAGUAGAACAUAAUUGGAUUAAUUUAGGUCUUUCUGUUUUAUAUAGUUAUAAAGCAGUUAAUAUAAAUUUAAUGAACGUGUUUGUAAUCUUAAGUAUUCUUUUCGGUAUCACCAUUUUUUUUGGUCUGAAUGGUUGAUAAUUUUUAAACAAUUGUGUUAAGCCAAGGGUCAAAUCAUAAUCCAUAAGGUGAACGUCUAUGUAGGAGAUUUAUGUUUACCUAAAUUGGCAUAGAAGCAUUUUGCCUAUCUGUGAGCUAUUUUGGACAUGUUCAAUACUUUUCUAUGAAUUUGGUAAAAAUUAACAUGUUCUUCAAAUUCUAACUUCUAUAAAUUAGUGUAAUAGUUAUUUAUUAUUACAUUUUAAGACAACUGGUUUGUGUCAAUUGUCCUUAACGUCAUCAGUUCAAUAAUAUCUAUUUUUGAGUAAUUAUAUGUUCUAGAAGGGAUAAGAAAGAUUUCGAUUAAUUUUUUAUUUUAAAAAAACCAGGAAGGUAUCACUAACCGUCUUUAAUUUAGUGGGCCGUUUUAUUAAAAAAUUGACAGCUACAACAGUUGUUUAAAAUUAAUAGCUAAUUUAUAUACACAUGUCAUUUAUAAGUAGUCAAAAAUCACCAGUCAAAAUAAUAAUUUAUAAUAUGUUUACACCAGUGGGAUUUUUAUAAUUUUAGUGUACUGAAAGUUGACAUUUUUUCAAAAUUAUCAUCAUUUUUUAAUUGUUGAUUGGUUAUUAUUGACAGAUUAUAAAACUGACUGUCUAACACGUCCGUUGAUUUUAUAUUUUUAUUACAUUAAGUUAAGGCGAGUACAGUAUGAUCUUGUUGAACAUUCCAAAUUUUUGAAAGAAGCCAUUUUACAAGGCGAUUAAUUUUAGGAUAGUUUUUGCUGGGGAAUUAUACAUGUGUGGAAGAAAUGUGUAAUUCUUGUCAAAUUUUUGUAUGUUGUUUGUGUAAAUUUGUCAUUACUUUUGUAAAUUGACAACGAAGUAAAAUUAAAGAUUAAAGAACGAAACGAUAUCUGUCAGCAAUUCUAUUUUGUUGAGCAUAAUUGGAGAAACUAAUAAACUCCUUAACAGUUCAUUUUACCAGAUUUAUGGUCAAUUAUUUAUGUUCUAAUACAUAUUUAUAAGUAUAAAAAAAAUCAAAUAAAUAAAAAAUGUUCAAGAUGAAAUAUUUAUAAAAAAUCAUCUUGAGCAAUAAAAAAAAUAGAUUUUAGUUCAGUUGUUUAUUAAACAAAACAGAAACUCUAGAUUUACGCUUAUAUUUGAGGGUAGAAACCCUCAGAUAGUGAAAAAGAUACAUAUCAAACAACGGGUGCGAGUUCCCAAAGUAUUAGGCAACGAUAUACAGGGUGGAUCAUUGAAUUACAAAAUCUCUGGUGCUUAAAAAUAAAGGGAGGUACUUUUUAAAUGAUAUAUAUGAAGGACACCCUGUAUUUUGUUUUUGUUAAAAUUUUGAGAUUAUAUUUUUGUCGUUGCUCGUAUAAGUUUUUCAGUGUUUUCAGAUGUUUAUACAUAUUAAAUGGUGUAGAUUAUUCAUAAAAAACUGUUACCCUCAAAAAAAAAGUGAAAUAUUUCAAGUUUAAUUUUUGUUUAAACAAAUACCUCAAACGUCCGAAGGCAGCUUUAACAUUCUUGGACGUUUGUGAUACUAUGAAUGAUUUUUUAAUGUAAAAAAGAUCAAAAACUUAAUAUAUUUAGAUAGAAGUACUUUACCUUUAUAAAAACCUAGUAAAUAGUUGUAUAUAUUUUUGUCAUUCUGUAGAGGGUAGCAGACAAAAAAAACAUUAAAAAAAUUUAAAUAAAAACAAAAAAUAUAUAUAGUUAAAUAAUAUUCAAUUAUUUUGAUCUCAAAUAACGAUGAUGUAUGUAAAAGUUUGUUUGUCAUUUACUUCGAAAAGUGAAAAAACAUGUUGUAAAACUCAAAAAUCUAUAUUUUCACUAAAAUUGUGGCCAUAAAAAAUUUGUAGCUAAGGUAUUGAUACCUAAAAGAAUUGGUUAAAAAACAGUAUGUAUUUUAAACAUUUUAUUGAUAUAGUUUUUAUGAUGAGAAGAAUUCUUUGAUAGAUUUUGCAUGUUGCAAUCUUGCAGCAUUCAUCACACAUUCCUGACUUUCAAUUAUUUUCUCUUAUUUCCGGGUACAAUUAUGCAGAUCACAACAGUCAAAAUUAAGCUCUCGAAAAGCUGUCAAUCGACAUUCAACACCCAAUUUUCUUAGUGGUUCUUUUCGUCUUUUGCUCCGAGAAAUUCACCUUUUUUGCAUUUCUGUUAGAUCAGAAACUAUUUCAAUCGCUAGUCACUAGACAUGGUUUUUAUUUAGUAACCAUUCGUUCUAGUGUCCUGGUUUUCUAUCCACUCCAUUUUGUAAAAUAAUAUACACUCGAUUCGAUAUCAACAACAUUUAAAACUAUAUCUGGCGAUGCGAUUCGCUUGUUCUUUAUGGCGCCAUUAACAUUGAGCACAAACUGUUUUAUAAUGCUCCUUAAGAAGUCUUAAUCGUAUGCAUGAAAUAUGUUGCUUUUUGUUUAUUCAAUGAUUUAAAAUGAUGAUAAACAUUUCUUAAAUGGACGCAUGUUGUUAUUUUUUAAGAAAUUGCCAUGAUUUUAGAGAAUGAAAAUAUCGCAGUUUUAAAACAUGUUAAAAUCUUUUUUGUUUAAAUAUAAAAAAAUCUUAGGUCUUAUGGGAAAUUAAAAACAGUCACUAUGUGCCAAAAAUUUGAAUAUUUUUUUGUGAGAACAGGUUAGAAGUCUAUAAUACAAAAUUGUCUGUUUUCUUUUUAAAAUCAAAUAAUUUGGCUUCAGCACUUUUGUGGAAACUUUAAAUUGUAUAUUGUAUUAGUUAGUUUAACCGAAAUAUAAAGGAAUUUGAUUUAAUGUCGAAGUGCUAAGAAAAUUGCAUAAAUUAGUUUCAUAUAGGUGAAAUCUAAGAUCAGUUUGUCUACAGUUUUUUGAGUACACGCCAUAAUUACUUAUACAAAAUUCCAAUAAAAACACGAAUAUAUUUCUUACUCAAAAAGGCGUUGAAAACUCUUUAAUAAGUAUUUGGAUAAAAAAGUCUAAAUUAUACUAAAAUGUCAGUUUGUCUAGAUUUUAAUUAUUUUAGCUGUUUAAACUUCUAACUUGUUAAACUUGUCAUUCUAAAUCUACUAUAAAUUUAUUAGACAAUAUUUAAACGUCGAAUACAAUAAUUAUAAACAAUAACUGUAUGUAAAACUCUAAAAAAUAUCAAUUUUGUGAGAAUGUUUUGUUUAGACUGCGAAAAACAAUUUUUUUAACUGACGAACAAAAUAAUCUGUACCUCAGUGUAAAAGAUUAGGUUUUCUAUUCUAUAUACUAUAUAGGAUUAAAAUUGAAAUAUUUUAUUGUAAAGCUCGAGGAGUUUAUUUUUAAGGUUUAACUCUUCGAGAUACUUCCAAAAAUUGUAUGAAUUUAUUCAAUAAAGUGAAAAUAAAGA
Molecule: messenger RNA, 5499 nt
Organism: Psylliodes chrysocephalus
Lineage: Eukaryota; Metazoa; Arthropoda; Insecta; Coleoptera; Chrysomelidae
Source: the annotation of a GenBank genome assembly